CACCCUUCCACAGAGGCAGUCUAUGAUGUAAUGUUCCUGCUGCUGAUAGAGCAACCCCCUCUCUUGCUUUUUUUUAUAUAUUUUUUUCCCCUCCCCUCCCCUUCCGAUUUGCUACUGCUGCUGCUGCUGCUCUCGCUGGUGGUGAUAGUGGUGGUGGUGGAUGCGUGCGUGCGGCGCCGGUUCAGCUGCAUCCCCGGGCAUCUCUCGGGAUCCCUGCAGAGCUUCUUUUCCUCUGUCACCACUCGACCAAGAGCCACUCCUACUGUGCACUGCGAGACCUUGUCCUCUGCUGAUACAAAGAUCUGAGCUGAGACCUGUUGUGUACGCAUGGAGGCUGAUCGGUGGAGACUUUCUGUCUUGCUCUGAAGUUACAGAUCGUCAUUUCAAACCAGCCUUAUUGCCUGCACCUCCCAAAGGAGCGCCCUGACUCCACGACAGUGCAUAGGCCUUCCAUUCAAGGAGACUGGAGCUGCGGCAAUUGAGGGAAAGAGGGGGGAGAGAGAAUAAACACGGGUUAAAAAAGACGCUCUUCAUGAAUUCCCCAAAACCCUGAAAGGCAAAUACUGCAAGUUGGCUGGCGGUCCUGAGGAGGCAUGUGGACAAUGAGUAUGGCUUGGCUCUGUCUCCCAGCCUACACUUUCCUGCUCAUUGGUUGCUUUCAUACAGCUGUCACGGAAAACGAUGUCACUCCACGCCUCACCUUCUCCUACAAUGCAAAGGAGAGAACAACCAGGAGUUUCUCAGUCGGUGGAGUCUUCAACUACACUUCUCUCCUCCUCAGUAAAGAAGACAACAAGCUGUAUGUUGGCGCUCGGGAGAUUCUCUUUGCUCUGAACCUCUCUGAUAUCAGCGCAGUCAAGCUACAGAGAAAUCUCACAUGGAAAACUCCAGAGAGGAAGAGAGAUGAGUGCAGUUUUAAGGGCAAAGACCUGCAGACGGAUUGCUUCAACUACAUCAAGAUUUUACUACGUAUGAACAGCACUCACCUGUAUGUUUGUGGGACAUACGCCUUCAGCCCCAUCUGUGCUUACAUAAACACGGCAGACUUCUCCCUCGUCAAGAGCGAUACCGGUGAGAUUGUCACGGAAGAUGGACGAAGCCGCUGCCCGUUCAACCCUGAAUAUAAGUCCACCGCCAUCAUGGCUGAUGGAGACCUGUAUGCCGGUACAGUCAGUAAUUUCCAAGGAAAUGAACCCAUCAUUUACAAGAGUCUAAGCCAAGGAACUUCUCUAAAAACAGAAAACUCACUCAACUGGCUUCAAGACCCGGCCUUUGUUGGUUCUGCCUACAUACAGGAGAGCCUGCCCAAGGGCAACCCAGUGGGAGAUGAUGAUAAGAUUUACUUCUUCUUCAGUGAAGCGGGAAAGGAGUUUGAUUUCUUUGACAACACCAUUGUGUCACGUAUUGCUCGCGUGUGUAAGGGUGACAUGGGAGGCGAGAGAGUCCUGCAGAAGAAAUGGACGACUUUCUUGAAGGCUCAGCUUCUGUGCUCUCUGCCUGACGACGGAUUCCCUUUCAACAUAAUCCAAGACAUGUUUGUGCUGACGCCCAGCCCCGAGGACUGGAAGAACACUGUGUUUUAUGGAGUCUUCACAUCACAGUGGUACAAGGGUGCCUCAGGAAGCUCUGCAGUUUGUUCCUUCACUAUGGACCAGGUGGAAAAAGCCUUUAAUGGUCGAUACCGAGAGGUCAACAGAGAGACCCAGCAGUGGUACACAUACAACCAUCCUGUCCCAGAGCCUCGGCCUGGAGCGUGUAUCACAAAUGCAGCCAGAGAGCAGGGCAUCUCCUCCUCACUGCACAUGCCAGACAAGGUGCUGAAUUUUGUCAAAGACCACUUCCUGAUGGACAGCGUGAUCCGCAGCCAGCCUCUCCUGCUGAAACGUAACGUUCGCUACACCCAGAUUGCUGUCCAUAGAGUCCUGGUAGCGCACAAGGCCUACAACGUGCUCUUCAUUGGUACAGAUGAUGGAAGACUUCAUAAAGCCAUUAAUGUCAAGAACAAGAUGCACAUCAUUGAGGAGAUGGUGCUCUUCCGUGAUUCCCAACCAGUACAGCACAUUGAGCUGGAUACUGAAAAGGGUCAGCUUUAUGUUUCCUCUUUCUCUGAACUGGUGGAGGUCCCAGUAGCUAACUGCACUAAUUAUCAGAGCUGUGGGGAGUGCAUCCUCUCCAGGGAUCCUUACUGCGCCUGGAAUGGGCGGCAGUGUGUGGAUGUCAGACAGGCAUCAACAAGAAAUGCCUGGCAGCAGGAUGUAGAUGAGGCAGAUACAUCAGCUAUUUGCAACAAGACAGUGCCAAGCCCACGGUUUGCUAAACCUCCACCUACACGAAUGUCCUCAUGCCAGGUGAUCAUUAUCCCAGCUAACACGUUUAAAGUACUGCCUUGCAAACUGCGCUCUAAUCUGGCUGAAAGGAGGUGGGAGUUUAGUGAGAGCACAGGUCAUUUCCAUUACCCCAGCCCAGAGGGGGGGCUGGUAGUGGUAGCUCAAGCUGACAGGCAAGAAACCUAUGAGUGCUGGUCAGUGGAGGAAGGCUUCAGGCAGCUGCUGGCAAACUACUGCGUUAGGGGCGAGGCCAAGCAGGAGAGCACCACCCUGACGGGCCGUUCACACACGCCGCAGAUCUCCCAGGAGGAGUUCAUCAUCCUGCCGGGGAAGGCCCGCUCGCCACAGAUCAACACCAAGACCUACUGGAACGAGCUGAUCGUGGUCUGCGCCCUCCUAGCGUUCUCCCUGGUGGUCUUCUCUCUGUUCGUGAUUUACAGGAACCGCGACCACAUGAAGUCCAUGCUCAAGGAGGGGGAGUGCCCCAACAUGCAGCAGAAGAAGCCCCGGAUAGUGGUGAAACCGGCUGAGAACUUGCCGCUUAACGGCAACACGGUCACGGCGUCGGUGUCAGAUCACAAGGGCUACCAGACCCUUAAUGACAACUACAUCUGCAGCACUCCCCCGCAAGAGUGCUCGUCGCCUGACAACAGCAAGAGCUUCUCAGAGUCGGAGAAGAGGCCUCUGAACUUAAGAGAGAGCCGCGUAGAGAUUUCUCCCACAUGCCCACGGCCACGAGUCAGACUGGGCUCUGAGAUUAAAGACUCUAUAGUGUGAGGCUGGCUUCAUCUUAUGUGGAGUGACUCAUUUUAAACUGAAAGGAAAGAGUGCACUUGCUGAGAGAGACAAAACCCUAUAAGAGGGGGAAAACUGAGGAACAUCAGACUCUUCAUGGAGAGACAUUUCAUUACACAGAUUUUGCACUUUGUCUUUUUUUUCCUCUUUUUUUUUUUUCUCUCCCUGUGGCCCAUAUACAUUUCAUUUAAUUCUCCUCACACACCCCCACCCACCCCCCACUCCUUUAUUCAAGUGCACUCAAAAGCACACUGAGGUGAAGUUCCGGUUUGCCUUCAGACUUUUGAUGCUUUCACACAUGGCUCACAUAACAAGCGAAGAGGUGGCGUCGCAACCGCGAUUUGGUGACUGGAUUUCAUAGCAUUUGCUGCUCAGUCCGUCCAUAUCAUCUACAGGCGAUGCUUUGAAAGGCAGAGUGAUAUUCAGAUAUGUUCCCGCUAACAGCUGACACAGUGUGCGCUGUUUUUACUUUUGUUCUGUCAUCUGGUAAGAGUCCACCCCUUGCUGAGGCUAUGCACUAUGUACUGUACUGUAGCAAGGCAAACACUCAUAACAGAAUAUACACAAGUCGGUGGCAGGCAAGAAAAAAAAACAAGAUGAUCUGUCACAAUUUCUUAGAUAGCCUGUGUGCGUUGACACAAGUAUACUCAUUGUUUAGACUGAAAUAUAACACAGCAACAGAGGAAGAAUUCAGAGAGGAAGAGUCAUGCUGAGAGAUAGAGGAGGUUCAUCAAAAACAGACAAGUGAUCAAGUGAAAGAAGAAAUCACCUCAGUGGAAAUGUCAUAGAAACCCUUACCACCUCAAUCAUAACACCAAAAAAACAACAAAAACAAAUAAAAAGAUUAUAUAGUCAUGAGACACAAAUAUGCUUUUUUUUAAAGUAUUGGUAUUAUUAGUGGAUACAAAUAUUCCUCUGUGGAAGCCUGACUUUCAACAGGGUUUUCUUUCACCAAAUGUGAUAAAGGGAAAAAAAAAAACAAAAAAAAAAAACUCAUUCCAGGUAUUAUCAUGCUGUUCUUCAUGAGAUAGGCAGUCUAUGCAAAGUAAAUAAUGUGAAGUGGGGUAAACACAGAGAAAACCUCACCUCGAGACUGAGUAAGCACAAAGGUGUUGGCACUGUUAAUGACUUUAGGAUCAGUGGCACUGCAAAUACACCCCCGCACAUGAACGCGCACCCGCUCUCAUUACACUAACUGUAAGUAUGCAAGAGACUUUAGCCAUUGUGGUGUAUUUUGGGGAGGGAGUUGAUGAAACUCUGAAAGGCUGGCAUCAUAGAAAAACAAAUGAUAAAGAGACAAGGGUCCAGUACAGUAAUGUAAGUUUGUGGCUGUUGAUUUAUCUCAACAUGAUAAAUGAUUAUACAUAUUUAUUACGUGGCCAAAUGUUUCUUUUACAGAAACAUCAUAGUCACUUUCAAUGUUUUUAAAUAUCUAUCACUAUUCUCAAAGGGAAAUAAUAAUAAAUAUUUAAAUACUACACCUAUUCAUACUCGGAGUUAAAUAACACACAUCUGUAUAGCCUCAACUUUGAUAUACAUAUUAACUGAUGAGUGUUAAUGGAUGGAAGAAAAUGCCCUCUGCUUGCUUAAAUGGUUUUAAAGGCAACCAUAAAAGCAAUAACUUUCACUCUCAUCUAGUAAUAAACAUAAGAAUUGUGUAUUUUAAACAUCUUGAUCAUCCAUCUCCAUAUUCACACAUAAAGAAUUCUAAACUAUAUGAUUCACAAAAUUCAUGAGUCAGACGUUACAGUAACUUGAAAGCAUUUUUCACAUCAUACAAUAUUACGUCUUACUUUAGUUUGGCUCUGGUAUUGUAAAGCGGCCAGCAAAAUUAAAAGAUUCACAAACAUUCAGGACGGCAUACUGCUCGACUCAGAAUGCAUAGGAUUUGCACACGAUGUUGAAAAGCCUUAGUACAUUGCAGGUUACGGAUUUGAUAUCAAAUCUGCCUUUGGGGAAAAUGGAUAAUGCCUUCUCAAACAAUAAUCAAGAGAUGUGCCUCUUGGGAUAAUAAUCUAACCAGGUAGUAGUGUUGUAGAGUCAAAUGCUACACUGUAGGUGUGACAGGACUGGCCGUGCUCAGAGACAGGAGUGAAAACAUUGAAUACAUGUAAUUUAAUACUGUCGACCUUGUACAGUAUGUGCUCAUGAAGUGUUUAUUUUAUUUUUUGUAACGGUGGCUUCAACCUCAGUCAGGGACUAAAUUUUAUUCUUGAAUUGUAGCACAUAAAUAACCACUGGCUGAUUUUAUCUUUUAUUUUUUGAAAUACUGAAUUAUAGAUCAGCAUUAGUAUUAUGUUGCAUUUCUCGUAAAUGGCACAGCAAAUUUCAAAGACCGGUAGUCCCUAAUCAAUCAUACAGUAUGAAAGAUUCAUGCUUUGACUGUUAUUGAAAACAUAAACAAACGGCAGCUUUUGGUGAAGUGGCUGUCAUCUGAACAAUAUCAAAUUCGCUAAGUGCAGAACAAAUAUAAAGUGGCGGUGAUUUAGUCAAAUAUGUGCAGGUACUGAACAUGCUUUUUUGAAAACAAGCCUAAAUUAUUAAUGCCACAGUGAAAGUAUCAUCGUCUGUGCUCUCUUAAUGAACCACUAUAGUCAGGCCUUCUGUUUGUGGCAGUACAAGUUGCUCCUGUCAACAUGUAUUGUAAGAAGUAUAAGUAAAAAAAAAAAAAAAAAAAAAAAAAGUUUUUAUGUAAAACUGUUUUGUAAAUUCAGCUGCCAAUGUAAAAAAUAUUGUGAAUUGUUUUUUUUUUUUGUUUUGUUUUGUUUUUGUACAUCACUACUGUUUUGUUUUUUGUUGUUUUUUGUACUGUAUAUAAAAAGCACUUUAUUUUAAUUUUUCAAAUAAAGAUCAAAUUGAUAAUUUUUUA
Lates calcarifer (barramundi perch) is the source of this 5991-nucleotide messenger RNA. RefSeq names its product sema domain, immunoglobulin domain (Ig), transmembrane domain (TM) and short cytoplasmic domain, (semaphorin) 4Ba (gene sema4ba). The transcript is spliced from 15 exons. Lineage: Eukaryota; Metazoa; Chordata; Actinopteri; Centropomidae. The record is from RefSeq and is a predicted model, not a curated record. Gene Ontology annotation, molecular function: semaphorin receptor binding; chemorepellent activity. Gene Ontology annotation, biological process: axon guidance; neural crest cell migration; negative regulation of axon extension involved in axon guidance. The coding region runs from base 594 to 3104 and encodes 836 amino acids.